GCUAUUUCUCGAGUGUCCAGGGAAGGCCAAAUUCAUUCUCUUGGGCUGGCACUUGUGAAGAGCAGGAGGAGUCAGGGCAGAAAUCUGAAUUACGCUGCGACGUUCCCCCACCCCCAAUCUUUGGCUACGGGGAAUUUUCAUGGGACCUAAAACUCCCGUUUAAUCGGGAGCCAAGAAAGGGGGCGGGGAGAAAGAAGAAAAAAGGAGAAAAAGAAAGAGAAAGAAAGGAUAAGGGGGAGAGAAAAUGGAGAAAAGUAAAAAGAAAGGAAAAGAAAAGAAAAAGUUUUGAUUGCACUCAGAGAGAGGGAGAGCGAGUAGCAGCCCCCACUCCCGGAGCGAGUUAGGGAGGGUAGCCCGGGAGGCUGAAAGAAAGGGCUGGCACGCUGCUGCUUGCAAGGACAGCUGUACUCUUCUAUGGACACCGUCAGGAUGUGACAUCACUAACGCGGAGAGAGAAAAAGCCCCGAAGUUUCUUUAAUGAAAACUCCUCCAGCCAAGGUUCUUUGCGUGGGAUCCUUCACUGCAGCGCUCUUGAUAAGCCGCGGGCACUUUUAAGGAGGGCGGCAGGGAUCCCUCUCCUUGGCUCCAGAGGGAGCAACUUUUAUUCGGCUCGGCUGCGCAGGAGGCGGUGAGUAUCUCUUCCUCCCCCUCUGCCCCGUUUCACUAAGAAGUUGGAUCGGCGCGUGGCAAAGCUCCAGGCCAAGCCACUCUCUUGGAACCUUUCGCAGCCCUGGAGUUUCUGAACUUUUCAACCCCGGUGAGUGGGGGAAAUGGCUCGAGAAGGCGUUUGCAAAUAUUUGCAAGAGAGGCUCACGGCUGCCGGAGGAGCUGGUUGCUGGCGAGAGAAACAAAUGGGAGCAGAGCGGUUUUCUGGAGCAGAAAACAUCCAGGAGCAACUUUGUCAGCGCUAUUCCGGGCGGGGGGGCGGCGGGGGGCGCUUGUUGGCGCUGGAGGCCUGCCAGUUGCCGCUUGGCAACGGCACCAAGGAAACGGGAGAGCGCAGUGCCCGACCAUCCUGGUAGGUAGACGGGUUGAAUCAGCACGUAAUUGUGCGGACUGAGAACUGGUGCCUCUGCGUUUGAGGCAGAGAAUAGGCUGGCUGAGAUGGCACGCUGUGACUGUGUGCCCCCUGGAUUUAUAAUUUCCUAAUCUCCAGUCACUAUUCUCAAGGUUUUCUUUUAAUUAUUUUAGUUCAUGGAAUUUAUGCAGGCAACUCUCAACUUAUGUCAGGGUUAGGUUCCAGAGAUAGCGCAUAAAGCCAAAAUCGUGCAUAGGCAAAACACAUUAGGUGGGUGGGAUUGCCAAAGUGCCCCCCCAAUGUCUGUCCUCUUUUUGUCACCAUAUAUUUAUCCAAGGACAUGAAGCUGAACACACACAAGUUUAAUGUGUGCAAGCUGCAAGUUAUCUGUACACUGCUUGAUUUCAAAACAAAACUAAAAAAGUUAAUAUAAUAAAAUUAUCACUAAGGAAAAGUAACUGCAGUAAUUUAAGACUUUAGAAAAGUUAACAAUAAGAAAGUUAUUUUCUAAACAGCCGGUAGGCUUGUCUAAACAAAAAUGUUUUUAACAGCAGCCAGAAAGAAUUCACCUGCCUGAUAUGAAUAGUGUUGUUGCUGCCCCACUAAAAUAUCAAGUUCUUACAAAUUCAGAGUGGGUAUUAUGUGGGCCCUGUAACACUGCCAGUUCAGGCUUCAGGGAUGUCAUGAAUUUGCUGAAGUGUUGCAGCAGACACUUCAAACGGUCUUCCCUAACCUGGUGCCAACCAGAUGUUUCACACUACAGUUCCCAUCAGCCCCAGUCAGCGUGGCCAAUAACCAGGGGUGGCAAGUGUAGUCCAACAACAUCUUGAGGGCAUCAGGUUGGGCAAAGCAAAGGUAGGCCACACCUGGGAGGGGAGAUGCGUUGUGCGUGCCUUUGUUCACCCCUUCCUUGGUCCCCAUAAUUGUGAGGCUGGUGAAGGUGGCAAAAAUCUAUCCUAGCUUACCUAUUUCUCCUGUAUGCCAGGGCUCAAUCCCUUAAUCUUUUUUGUAUACAGUGGCUAAGACCUAUCAUAACAGUGCCUCUGGUCAUGUGCAGAAUUUUACUAUUGGGGAAUCAGAGCCCGCUGUUGGCAUCUGUCUGUUUUCAGAAAAAAUUUGAGUGCAGCUUUGGGGCUCAAGUCAACCCGCUGAAGAAUCACAGCACCUGCUGUAGCUGCAAAGACCAGUAACUCACAACUGCUGCCUCCUGUGUUGUUUUUGCUGAGUUACUAGCACCGAAGUGACCUAUUUAGGGUGCAAGCCUGGGCAGCGUGCAUGGAGGUCAUGGGCUGCCUGGAUAACCGCCCCCCCCCCCAGCCUCACUGAUGUGGUCCAUUGGAAAACAGAGCAAUACUUUUAGCAUCAGCUUGGCGGAAGGAAGUGUACAAGACACCAUCCAACUGUCUUAGAACUAUUACACUGGGGGGGGGGAGGGAACUUCAGUGCCACCCUCCUUAUCAUUUUCCUGCUGAUAACCCAAAGCUGCUAUUUGCUUGUUAGGGAAAGCACACAUGAAAACAAGUUUUCCCAGGACAGCUGAUUGUGAACAGCUCCGCAUUAGUUCCAGUGUCAGAACCAUCUGGGAACCAAAUCCAAACAUGAAGGCCAUGACAAAGGUGUUUUCAACACUCUCUGUCCAUUUGCUGUGGGGCUCUCUCGCAGCUUUGCUCUUUGCCAUGAAUAACUGCAUUUUCCUGCAGUUCCUUUCUCAAGACUUCCUGUCAGGCAAGUAGACUGCCCUAUACUCUGCAAUCUCUCUGUGUCUCUGUUUUUCUCCCUCCCUCCACACACACACACACACACACACACACACACACCAGCCAAUGACCUCUUUUUACAGCCAUUUCCUUGGACCAAACUCUGGAAUUUUCCAUAAUAUUUAGAUAGCUGAAAAGGUGGUCUCUGGAAAGCAAAUGCUUGAGAGUGAGUUUUACAUCAUGAAUAGUUCUGAACUGCCCUGUGAUCUUCAGGUGAAGGGAAGUAUACAAAAUUAAUUAUAAUAAGAAUUCGGGGGAACACUUGGAAUCCCUCAAUCCUCUGCUACAUCCUCAUUUGUCAAUAUUUAUAUCGAAGAUUUGCUAAAUAUUCAGCGUUAAUAUAUUUUAUUUCUGUAUAGAAUAGUCAGUUUCAACAUUUGAGAGCCGUUGGCAAUUGAUAUUUAAAUAGCAGAAUAGUUAUUGUGUAGUCGUAUUAAAUAGCUGAUGUUAAUACAGUAUCUGAGAACUUUUUGGAGCUUGGUAUUCCACAGAUGUCGUUUGAUCUUUGGAGCUGGACAGUAUUUGAUCAGCAACUCUAUUUGAUAUUAUGCUCUUAGGACUUGAUAUUUGUCUUCUGGAAUCUUUCAUGCCGUGGACCUUUACUGCUAAAGGCAUUAAUCUUCCAACAAGCCUUCUAAAAUCUAUAUCCCAGUUGAAUUUGAAUUGAUUUUGUGUGUGUGCUCUUGCUUCCAACUGUUUUUAUAUUUAUAAUUUUAAAAAUCUGUCUAAUACUGAGUUGGACCAUUGGCCUAUCUAGUUCAGUAUUGCCGACACUGGCUGGCAGUGGCUCUCCAGGGUUUCAGACUAAAAGCCUUUCCCAACUUUACCUGGAGAUGCCAGGGAUUGAACCUGGGACCUUUGGCAUGCAAAGCAGAUGUUUUAUCACUGAGCUAUGGACCUUCUCCUAGCCUUACCAUUCUUGAUUACACAGAAGGCCUGUUCUUCUUAAGAGAGCAGUUACCAAGUGAUAAUCUUUUAUCAUUUGACAUGCCUUUUCUCUAUUCAUGGGAACAGAAUUAACGUGAGAAGAAAACCAUUGCAGCUCACUUGUAUUAGCAGUUUUUUACUCAGUCCAAUUAGAUGGAAGUUGAUGUAGGAUAAAAGAUGGCUGUGUGAAUUCUGCCCUUAAUCCGCUUGCCCGGAAUCUAUAAAAAUCCAUCUAAUGCUCCCAUGUCAGCCAGAUGUUUAUGGAAGGGAGAGCUGCACAUAAGACUUGUGAACUAGAUAAAGUGCACACCUCAGCAAAUGUCUGUAAAAGAGAUGUGUAGUGCAGUGACCAUGAACAAUGUACUGCUAUCUGCCUGGCAGAUAAAGUGAAAGCAGAGCCAGUUUCUCAACAGCAGCUCGCCAUAGGCAUUGGGGGCAUUUUCUUUAGUCUACAUGCAAAUAUUAAAAUACUUGAUAAAGUCAAGGAUAAGGUCAGGAGAUGGGAAUUGCCUGUCAGAAUAGCAGUCUAUCAUUUACCCCAGUAGCUUGUGCUGAAAGUAGCCCAAUCUUAAUGUCUGAACUUGUUUUACUACAGACUAACUGCAGUGCCCCAAACAGGUUUCAGAUUGUUUUUACACCAUACUGUAUUGGUAUACUCAUUUUUUGCUUCCUGCUCCCUUCCUGCUAUGGGGUUCAAGUACAAGGCAAAUCCUAACGAUUAAAAUGGAUGCCCGGUAUGCAUUCCACACAGGUAUGCAUGGGCCUUGACUGUACCAACUCAUUACAAUGAGUAGUCUGAUAUGAUUACAUCCUAUUAAUCAUUAUUCUUGCUUCAUCAGACGGCAAAGAUGAAUUCAAGUAUUUUAUUUUUUUAGAUGUCUAGAAUUGUUGGAAACAAUCUGGUAUUGCUUAAAUACAUACUCAUAUUAAUCAAUGUUAUUAUACCAAGUAACACCUUUUGUGUGUGUGUUGGGGUAGCAAAUGAAGCAAUUGGUGUUUCAAUGUCAAGGAGAUGGGGGCUGUCAAAGCAUGGUCCAGAGUGGUCCAGCUUUACUGAUUGACAAUCUUCUUUACUGACCUUGUGAAUUCAGACUUGCUGGGAGCAACAUGGUUUGUCCACCUCUGUGAUACAGAAGCCAAGUGAUAGAUCUUUAGGUCCUACAGGCUGGCUGUAGAACAGAACCAUGCCACAAGGCCCACAAUUGGGCACUAUCCAGCCCAGAGUCAGCCCUGUCUGGAAUCUCCAGAUAGCAAAAAACAAAAAAACCCCCACCUUCUCUAAAACCCUUGAGAGACACUGCCAGUCUGUAUAGACCAGGGUUACGCAAUGCGGUACCCUCCAGAGGUUGUUGCUGUACAACUUCCUUCAGCCCCAGGAGAGAUGAUGGGUGUUCUAGUCGAACAACAUCUAGAUGUUGUCUGUCUCUGAUUGAGACAAUCCUGAGCUAGAUGGAAGAAUCGUCUGACUGGCUGUGUUCUGAAGUACUGUGAUGAAUAGUGAAAUUUGAUGAGCAUGCUUAAUUUUAUCUGGGUCUGCCAUUCUAAGACAGCGCUCCUAGUCACAUUUAUCAGGAAGUAAGCUCCACUGAAGGCUGAACAACUUACUUACGGCUACUCAUUCAAAGAGUUAAUCUACUUCUACUUUCUGCAGAGUUUGGAAUGUUAUGGUGAUGACUGGAAAGGGGAUUGAGAGUGUGCAUCUGAGAAAUUACAGGGGAAGUGGACAGUUAACGUGGAAGAGGCGGCCCUGGGCAUGGAGGUUUUGGAGAGGAAGGGGAAGUGAAUCACAGGCAUCUGUGGCUCUCCGUCUGCAGUGCAGCUAUGGAGAUGAGUGUCCUGCUAACCAGAGGCUCAGUUCUGAGACAACUACUGAGUCUGCCUCUUCCUGCUCUCUGAUCAUGGCUCUUGACAGCCAAGGCCCUGGUUUCACUUCUAGCUUCAACUAUAAGGCACAGUUCAUCUGAAAUUGGGUUGCAGGCAGGGUUAGAAAUUCAGAUAUAUAAGCUAAGCACCAAAUGGCUCUUUAAGGAGCAUCUCCACCCCUAUCAUUCUACCCGGACAUGGAGGUCCAGCCCCGAGGGCCUUCUGGUGAUUCCCUCACUGCGAGAAGCCAAGUUACAGGGAACCAGGCAGAGGGCCUUCUUGGUAGUGGCACCCACCCUGUGGAACACCCUCCCACCAGAUGUCAAAGUGAACAACAACUACCAGAUUUUUAGAAGACAUCUGAAGGCAGCCCUGUUUAGGGAAGCUUUUAAUGUUUGAUGGACUACUAUAUUUUAAUAAUUUGUUGUAAGCCGCCCAGAGUGACUGGGGAAACCCAGCCAGAUGGGCGGGGUAUAAAUAAUAAAUUAUUUAUUUAUUUAUUUAUUUAUUAUUAUUAUUAUUAAACCAGGGUUAUAGUUGCCAGAAUGUAAUGCCUCAUUGCCAUUUUGGGGGCAGAUGGCUUGAAAGUCGUAUUUUUCAAUACAACUUUUUGGUUACUGAAGUUCAUUCUGGUGUGCAGAUAAAAUACAGGGGAUAAAUUCUACAGGAUGUGCUGCUAGUGUGCGAAAACAGUCAAGAUCCAAGGAUCCCCAGGCAUACACCUCCAGAUGGUGGAGCCAUCAGGGGCCAUCCUGGUACCCAGGCAUCUUCACUUGGUUGCAAGUGGCCGAUAACCAGGUGCAAAAUGCGCCUGGCGAAUUUCGAACACUCUUGGAGGCCACAUUUGGGCAGCAUGAAAGGCAAUGGAGUUCAGCUACCUUGUGUGGACUGUAAUGGCUUGGAAUUGUAGGGGAUGUGAGAUGUAUCCAUACGAGAAAUGCCUCUCUUUGGCCCUCUGAACUCUCCUCAGGCCACAGCCCUAUGCCUUCUUGGAAAAUGUUAUUGAGCUCUGAUAAUGCUUCUUGCCUGCCUGGAUGGAGACAUGUGUGGUGUAUGGAGCUGGCACACAACUCUAAGAUUUACAGGAGCGCUAAGGCCCAGUCAGAGAAUCUUAACCAUGUACCUCUGUUUACUGUGGUUGCUGGUCUCAGAACAAGAAAGAACACAAUCGAGCAAGCUAUCUUCGCUUUGAACUCUAUUGACUCAGUUGGUGGAGAGUCAGUGUGGAAGGGAACAAUAUUUGUUGCACUCAGGCCCCACCACAGAAUAGCAAGACAGACGACAAUGGCUCUUUACACAGCACCUCAUGAUUCAAAAGCACGCUGGUACCUUUAACAAUAAAGUUGAGUUCAUGUAACUGGAUUUCUCCCCAGUGGGGUUAAAAACAGCUUUAAAAGCACAGAAGGGGUUAAGCACUGCCAGAGCCAUUGUUCUGGUCAAUACCAGAGCCUCCAAUGGAUGCUUUAAAGUUUCUCUUUUAGAAAACAACCACCUCCACACAUCUCGCAUCUGUUCUGGCCCUCAGCAUGAAGGAUUGCAGAGAUUGUUACAAAGUGGGAAGGAAAUCAAUUGUGUGAUUCAGUCUUCAGAUGUUGGGGUUUUCAAAGUGUUCAGCUGGCUGCAUUGUCCACCCCACAUGAGAAUAUAUUUUUAUUCUUAAAUACAUUCUCAUUAUCUGGCAGCUGCAGAAAAGAUCAAAGGAGAAAUUUCCAAGUGACAUUUUUUUUUUUUAAAAAAAGGCUAGUAUUGUAUAGUAGUAAGUGCUUAACGAAUGCGCCAAAAUGAUGCAUUUAGGGUACAAAUAUAGACCCAAGACACUUGAAGGGCUUCAGAAUCUGCCAGAAACCCCACUGUGCUAGCAGAACACAAGAUAUCCCAUGGUCAUUUUUACAUUUUUCUUCUUUGUAUUUUCUGGUUUUGUAUUUCCCGCCUCUCGUACUGAGAACACAUUGGAUACAGUGGCUAUUAUCACACCAUAGUAGGGACACAUCUAAGAGCAUAAGAAUAGCCUGCUGGUUCAGACCAGAUCCUGUAUCCACAGUGGCCAAUCAAAUUCCUUUCAGAAGCAGGACACAGCAGGACCUAAGUAUAGGAUUUCUCUGUCCAAGUUCCAUUAAAUUUGUGUCUUUCUGAAAACAUAUGUUGUUCUGUGCAUGUGUAUAAUAUACACUUUGAGGCUCUAGUGGCAUUUUAAUGAGGGAGUAGUGGCUUAACUUGAGUCAGUUGAGGAUUUAGAGUAAAGAUAUUGCUUCUUUUUUGGGGGAACAGUAAAUGUGGAGAUUUUGGGAGUAUAAAGAUUUGGUGCUGGCAUCAUGAUUAUCAGCUUCCAAAGCAAAACAUUCCAGGUUUGGUAGCCAUAGUGUUAUAUGACAGGACCAAAAUGUCAUCCAGCACUUGGCUGGCUGGGAAGCAAACCUGAAAAGGCAGGACUGAGAUGACAAGCUCAUUUUGUCUUGCGGCUCUUUGACAGAGACUCAAGUAGCUGUAGACUGUGUCCAGGAUACCCUUUCUACCUCAUUCUGUUUUGAAGUAGUAUAUAGGAGGGCAAGUUAAGUUAAUUUUAGACUCUGGACUUAAAUAUCUGGAGGGUCACAGUUUCCCUACCCUUAAUGUAAGAACAGUGUCAUGUGUGAAGCACCACUACUGCUUACGAAACCUUUGCAUUCUUUAAAAGCAGCUUGUGAAAGUAUCCUACAUAACUUUUGCCUUUACUGAAUCUGAGAGACUGUGGGAAUGCAGAACUUAUUUCCCCACCAAAACAAUGCUAAAAAUAGUGUUCAAAAUGUGCACAGAAUGAAGAACAGUCGUGAAGCAGCGGCAGGGAAGCAAGUGUUGGGGGCCCAUGUGCUUCCCCAGAUAAAUGCCUUAGCUGAUGCUUGACAGCUCUCCGCUGUGCUGAUGUGCUGGAUGCAGAUCUGCGUGCACAAGAUAAUGCCUGAACUGAAGAGGACCUGAAGUUUUGUUACUGAAACACAAUGAAAAUCUUCUGCGGAAUGACAGAACAUGAGGAGAGGCUUAUCCCUCAGGUACAAGAUACAUAACACACGCACAUCGUAAACAGUGUCUACGUGCUGAAAUGGCUUUCCCUUCAAAUGAUCUAUGGAUAGCAGCCAGGAAAGCACCAGGCCUCUGUUAUUAUUUUUAAGGGGAAACCGAAGAUUAACAGCUUGCACAUGGUUGUCAACAUAUGAUCACAGGAGGAGUCCUGCGUGGUGGUACCUCCGAAACCAGAAUGGUGGGAGAAAUUAUGGAAUGUUAUUUUAUUAGUCAAAUGAACAGUGUUCCAUAAACCUUCAUAUGCAUCUGAAGGCAUUGGCGAAAAAUGGAGCCCAGUAGUUGUUUUUAUAAAGAACUCUUUGACACUAGUUGAAUGGUUAAACCCCGAUACAAGGAAUAAUUUUUCAGUCUUUUGUAGAUGGGUUUUACAGGAAGGUGGCUUUUAUAUAGGGAUGAAUUCAACGAAGUAAUUGCAUGAGCAGAACGGCAUCCAACUGAGCUAUGGAAAUUCCUCUCCUUCCCCCUGUGUGCCCUCUGCACACACCAAAUCUGCUCCGGAGGGCUGAGGAGGACCCCCAGAGCAGAUUUAAGAAGAGCUUGCUGGUUCAGGCCAGUAAGGCAUCUCGUCCAGCAUCGUGUUGUCGCAGCACUGAAGCAGAGGUCCAUGAGCAGCCAGCCAGCAAGACCUGAUCACAACUGCAUUCUCCCCCUCCUGUAGUUAUCAGCAACUGGCAUUCAGAAACAGUGGAAGUAGAACUUAGCCUUCAGGGUCAGUAGCCUUGUCCUCCAUGAUUUUAUCUAAUUCUGUGUUAAAGCCAUCCAUGUUGCUGGCCAUCACGGCCUCUGGUGGGAGCGAGUUCCAUACUCCAUGCCCCGUGUGGUACUUUCUUUGAGGACCUGCGGUGUCGUGAAGAGGGAAAAGGGAGGGGAAGUUCUGUUGUACAGCUUUGUUAGAUACAACCCACAGAGCGUAUGUUUCAACUUCUGUGUGUUUUGAUAUUUGUCUCAAAUACAGUGGUACCUUGCUUGUCAAACUUAAUCCAUUCUGGGAGUCUGUUCGACUCCCAGAACUGUUCGAAAACCAAGAUGCGGCUUCUGAUUUGCUAACAUACUUCUGGGUUUGUGGCAUUCAGGAGUCAAUUUGUGCGAGAGCCAAGCCAUUUGACAACCAAGGUACCACUGUAAUUUUUUUAUUUUUUUUUAAAGAAGAGAUGGAUCCUUUCCCCCAGAUGACUGUGCAGUGCUGCCAGUAUUAGGCAUGUACUGCAUCAUUUUAAGCUGUGGUGUGCCUAAGCGUAGUGGCUUCUUCACAGCUGAAUGGCAGCUGCACAAAAGCAGUGCCUGCUGGCCUUUAUGCUUAAGAGACUUCCCAUGGCUCAGAACUUUUUUGCUUCCUCCCCUGGGACCCAUUGAACUUGAAGCUGAAGCCCCAGGGUCUUUUUAAAUAUCCUUCACUGCAAAAGGAGCAUUAUGAAACAAGAGCCACAAAAUGAUGUGAACUGCCAAACAUCUGUAUUCCCAGUAGAUGUGGACUGAACGGCCACACCAGUGACGAAGCAAAAGGAAUGUUUUCUUCUAGGGCUGGAAAUGGCACAGCUGCUGAGGAAACUGCCCCCCCUUCCCUCCAGAAGGACAGAUGUAUUUUUAGAAUAUGCCUUGAGGUGUCACUUUGAUAUUCUUUUCUUCUUUAAAAGAACUUCUUGGCAAUGGCGUAUAAAUAAUAAGAGCGUUUUCCAGUUUUCAUUCUCUAAUCAUAUUGGAGCACAAAUAACUGAAGAGUAAGGAUUCUGCUUCUGGUGAGGCAAGGGCUGGGGCAUGGCAAAUAUUUGGUUCAGAAACACAACCCAGAGAAUUGUGGAGGCUGAAGACAGCCUAUCUCUGUAGGUCUAGGAGAAGUGUGAAUUUUAUGAGAAGGACUGCAAUAUUUAUGUUGACCCCAUCAGUAGCCCCUUAGCAAGUUGAGCAGUAGUUUGCCUUGCCAUUUCUAUGGCUGGAAUUUUUAUUUAUUUUUUUAAUCUCUGCACAGUUUCAGAAAGUCUCACUAAGAAUGGUGUUGUGCAACCUGCUUGGCUUGAUGGCCUGAGCUGCCAAUAGCACUGGGGCUUGAUCGUUUAACAAGCAUUGGAGUUAUAAAGCAUGUACAUUCGUAUUGUGAAUUGAUACCUCAUUGGGAACCAUUUAUGAAAUAAGUAAUGUCCAUGGUUGGCAGCAAGUUAUCUAUACGGCAUCCUUCCUUAUUAUUCCUUUAGAAGGAUUUUACAUCAGGCUAGAGCACUUCUGCCAAUCAUUUUUCCAGAGUGAUGAAAAUGGGAGAUAGAGAUGGGCAAAAUGGUGGGCACUGAGAGAUUGUGUAGACAAGGGGCUGCCAGUGUGGAGUCCUUGAGCACACACUGAAAUUAGGCUGGAAAGAAGCAGUAUGCUGUAUCAAAUAGAAUAGGUUUUUUGAGUGGCUUGUCUGUUGUGUGUUUAUGGGGGGGGGGGGAGGGGAGGGAGAGUGAUACCCAUAAUCCAGUCUGCAAAUGUGUCCAAAGGCCCAUAAAGAUUUCUGAAACCUGGUGUAGAUGCUACAGUAGAUGUGAGGAUGCAAAUUUAUUCCAGAAUGCAUCUGGUGGUGGUUGUUUUUGCCUGAAUUGAAGACCUGACCUAACCAAGCAGUGUUAGAAACUGAGUUAUGAAAGUUAGGAGCUAAAUGCCACCUUAAACCUAGGUUAUGGGUGCAUACUUUUUAUAACAAGAAUACAAAGCUGAAAAUGAAUGAACUGCAGCUAAAAUAUUAUGUUCAUUUUUCACAUGGUCUAGUUUUUCAUCUGCUCACCCUAAGUGGGUCUCUUCUCCAGUCUUCAGAGAGUAGCUGGAAGUGGGGAGGCAGGAAAAGGUCCUCCUUUUCUUCCACUCAGCAGUUUUAAUCUGAAAUCUUAGGCACAGUACUGCGCCCAGAGCUUAGAAACUGCUUGCAUUAAUGAAAUUCCCUGUUGCAAAAUGUGCCUGGAACAAUGGAAGUUUUGAACACUGUAACCAAGGUGUAUAUUGUAAAACAACUGACUUAAAAACUUUGUGUCCAUUUUAUCUUUUAGGAACCAUCCUGAUUUUUUUCUUUUUUAUUGUCCUUUGGAAAGACUGGUCCUCCUUGUCAUCACCCUGGCUGGUUCCAGCCCAGAAUGGCUUUGUGCCUUAAGCAAGUUUUCAACAAAGACAAAACCUUCCGCCCCCGGAAGAAAUUUGAGCCGGGGACCCAGCGUUUUGAGCUGCACAAGAAAGCUCAAGCCUCUCUGAAAUCGGGACUCGACCUGAAAGCUGUGGUCCAGCUUCCCCCAGGAGAGAACAUCAACGACUGGAUCGCGGUGCACCUUGUGGACUUCUUCAACAGGAUAAAUCUCAUCUAUGGGACCAUGUCAGAAUUCUGUACCGAGAAGAGCUGCCCCAUCAUGUCGGGUGGCCUCAAGUAUGAGUACCGGUGGCAGGAUGACUACCGCUACAAGAGGCCCACCAAGCUGUCGGCGCCCCAAUAUAUGUGCAUGCUGAUGGACUGGAUCGAGACCUUAAUUAAUAAUGAGGACAUAUUUCCUACCAGGAUAGGUGAGUAGGCAAUAGGUGCUGCAUAGGAAGCUGCCAUAUUCAGGGUCAGACUCUUUGUCCAUCCAGUUCAAAAUAAAGUGGUACCUUGGUUCUCAAACACCUUGGUACUCAAACAACUUGGAACCCAAACACUGCAAACCCGGAAGUUUAAGUGUUUUGGUUUGCAAACUUUUUUCGGAAGCUGAACAUGCUCCAUUUUGAGUGCCACACUUCCAUUUUGAGUGUUAAGCUGAGGUCUGUCUGUUUUUUUCUAUUUAUUUUGCGUUUUCGUUUUUGCAGCUCUUUUUUGUUUGUUUUUGUGACUGUGUGGAACCCAGUUCAGCUACUGAUUGAUUGAUUGAUUGUGUGACUGCAGUACAUUGUUUAUUGCUUUCAAUUUAUGAAUCAGUGGUCUUGUUAAAUAGUAAAAUUCAUGUUAAGUUGCUGUUUUAGGGGUUGUUUUUAAAAGUCUAGAAUGGAUUGAUCCAUUUUGCAUUACUUUCUAUGGGAAAGUGCGCCUUGGCUUUGGAACGCUUUGGUUUUGGAACAGACUUCUGGAACGGAUUAAGUUUGAAAACCAAGGUACCGCUGUACUGUCAAUUGGCCAUGGCUCUCAGGCGUUGCUGCUCAUCUGGCCUCUGGUUGGUCACAUUGCUGCUGCUCACCAGGACGGGGAGGGGCAGGGGGGGCAGUGAGGUCAGUGACACAAUGCAAAUGCACUGGUGUGAUUGGCUCGGUUGGUGUGUUCUCAAUUCACUGACCUUAACUGCCACCUCCCCCUUCACCUCCUAGCAGACCAGCACAACCGAUCAGCGGUCAGGUGAGGGCAGUGGUGUCCCCACCACACUGUCUCCUACUAGUCUUUCCCAUAUAUGCAACUGAUCCUUUUAACUGGAGAUGCCAGAGAUUGAGCCUUCUUCACGCAAAGCAUAUGAUCUGCCAAUUGAGCCAGGGCCCCUAUUAAUUCUGUCUAAAGAUACAAGGCAGGUGCAAGGCUUGGUGCUGCCACCAAGAGCCUGUACUGCACUCCCUACUGCCCUUAAGGCUACAGUCCUGUGUUCACUUAUUUGGUAGGACCCCGGAGGCCAGGGUUCAAAUCUCCACUCAGCCAUGAAGCUCAUUGGAUGACCUUGGGCCAGUCACUGCCUCUCAGCCUACCUGGCAGGGUUCUUGUGGGGAUCAAAUGAGGAGGGGGAGUACCAUGUAUGUCACCUUGAGCUCCUUGGAGAAAAAGAUGGGAUAUACAUGCAAGCAGUGAAUAAAUACAUAAAUAGGAAAGUUCAUUGAACUUACCGUGGAACUAUUAAUCUAGUUUUGGCCCAUGUGCAAUCUCAUUUUUUCAAAUAUUAAUACAAUAUUGCCUAUAUGGUCAUUGUAAGGUGAAGUGAUAGUGUAGGGCAAUUUUGCUCUGCCUACUGCAAGCUGUGGGAACAGGCGUUUUUCAAAUGAUAGCAAGGUGUUGCUAUGGGUCAUCCUAAAAUGAAGCAACUGUGCAGGGCUCAUUUGCAUUGUUGUAAUCCUCCUGCACGUUGUGGGAUGUGACUAUGUGAUGGUUUCCACAAAAACAUGAUGUUGAAUCCCAUACUAUUGAAAUGAAUGGACCUACAUAGCUUAGUCAUGUUCAUUCAUUUAAAUGGGCCUACCAUGAGUAAGGGACGCGGGUGGCACAGAACCUAGGGCUUCCCGGUCAGAAGGUCGGCGAUUCAAAUCCCUGUGGCAGGGUGAGCUCCCGUUGUUCGGUCCUUGCUCCCUCGGCCAGUAAAGCAAGAUGAGCGCCGCAACCCCCGAGUUGUCCACGAACGGUCAGGGGUCCCUUUACCUUUACUUACUGUGAGUAAAACUUAUUUGAAUACCAUCCUUACUUUUGAAUCCACCUGCCUAGGAUUGCAUUGUACUGUUGACUAUUUGCAGUUUCCAUUUUCAGUCCCCGAGGCCCUUUUGCAAAGAAGGCAAAGGAUUUGUGUGUGGUGUGGGGGAAGGAUAAUAUGAUGCCUUUUGGGUUAUUCUCCCGUUGUAGCCACUUUGACACAGCAUGUUUCUAGUUGUUUUUGCAGCUGGCUGGUUUUGUCAAGGCUUGCUUGUGUUAUUGCCACCCCGUCUCCUUUCAGAAUUAAUGCCGUGCAACAAUGUGCAGCUGUUCUUGUACCAUUGCCAUUAAGUGCUGGUUUAAAACACACACACAUUCAUAAAGAGAGGCUGUUAACAAUGCCCAUGUCUCAUGGGGUUUGGAAAAAAAAUUCACUGUAUAUGUGCCGUUGUUUUGGAUAAUUGCUAAUUCCUACAAUUACUUUGUAGUGAUUAAUAACAAGGAAUCCCAUUACCAGGCUUCAUUUGAACGCAUUGGGGGGACAAAAUCUUGGCUUGGAGAGACAAAUCCUUUAACAUUCUGUCCUGUAAUUUAUUUGCUCUUAAUGCCUCUCAUUUAUAAUGCAUUAAUACACCACUUCUCAUUAUUUCCUUGUUGGGUUAAGUCAUGCUGUGUGAAAGCAUCUGUCUCCGAAAGAGAACUCCCCAUCCAACCAGUACCAUUCUGUUACCCUGUUCCAUGUGCAAACAUGGUGGUAGACGGACAAUAGUUUCUUUCAGAUAUGAUAUGAUGGAGGCAUUGCUCCCUACUGUAGGCACACUCAUCCAAUUAUCAUCUUUCUUUGCAGGUGCUUUAAAAAAAGUAUACAAAAUCUGAUUGACCAGAGAUGACAGUGAGACAGAACCAGCUUUCGCAGAGAAUAAGGUUCUCAGUGGCUACUAGGCCAUAAUGACUAUUCUCUGCCUCACUGGUAGGAGGCAGUAAUGCUUCUGAAUAGACAGGUGAUGGAAACCACAGGAAGAGAGAGUGUACCUGUGCUUGCAGGUUACUCACGGGCAUCUGGCUGUCCACUGGGAGAACAGAGUGCUGGGCUAGAUGGACCACCGCAGGAAAUUCAACAAGUUUUAAAAAAAAAAUUUUUUUUUGCCCUUAUGGGAAACUUCAUUUCAUGAUGGAAAUCAUCGCCCCAAAACACAAUCUCAGUAUGACAUCUAGCCAAACAACCAGGUGGCAGGAUCUAGAAAACCUAUUAACUUCCAGGUGAAGCUGGAGUUUGCUGGUCAACCACUAGCUGAAUUUCCUGAGCAGAAUGGUUGUGGGUGGCCAGCAAGCCAUCAAGAGGUUUGAACCAUCAUACAUCAAAAAGGAUGUCUUGCUUAUCAGAUUUCCACCGCACUUCCUGGCUCGAGGGAAGCCUUUAUCUGCAUCCAAGCCACCGUGCCAGGCACUUCCUGCCUGCUCGUCUACUGUUGACAGUUUGCUUCUUGCGUUCACAAUGUAACUCAGAAAGGGCUCUCACUGGAAUAGAGAAGUCUAGAAUGAUGUACCAAAGCUCACUACAAAGUUCUGAAACUUGAAUAACUUUUCACAACUGUGCAUAAUUAUUCAUUCAUUGGGGGGAAACUGUUAUCUAUGGAGAUUAGAGUUAAUCAAUAGCGGUCAGCAGGGGAGGGUGGCCAGAGCUGCCUUGCCCCUCCCCAUGGCAGUGACAUGCAGCAUUGAGAAGUCAGGUCUCCAAACUGCUACUCACAUCAGUGUAUUUUCAGCAUACAAAGUGCUGUUCAGCUGUUAUUUCAUCUUUACACUGUACAGUGUAAGAGAAAUCAAGCUGGGGACUGCAGGCCAUGUAGCAGUGGCACAAGCAUGUGGGGGGCGUGUGCCUAUUUUAAAGAGACACUGUCCAGAAACUGAUCCCCCAGGAUGUAAUAUGGACUUUAUGAGCCCACAAUUUGACAAGACUAGUCUGGUAUUCAAAUCUAGUGCCUAUAGCAGCGUAUGCACAUGUGAAAACUGUCUGGACACCAACAGAGCCUGACUAGACUUUUUUCAUGGCAACUAGAGCAUCAGAAUGACUGCUUUCCAUCUUUCACAAGAGGUCUGUGGAUGCAUGAAAAGAAGCCUUUCUGAUUCUUUAAAUGAGCAUUUGCACUCUCCACUUUUAAUUCAAAGUGCUUUCAAUUUGUACUCUCAAGAGGAAGAACAAUCCCUGAGUGUCCUGGAGCAGCCGUCUCAAGGUUUUUGUAGUUCUGUGAUUCUGCUGUAGUUAUUUCCACUCUACAAGUCACAGCAAAAAGAGCUUUUAAGCUCCAGACAGCACGACAACAGCACUUGUUGACUUCCCAGUCAUUAGCGCACCUGAAACCUGCAUGUCUUAUUGCAGGUGCAACUUCGUGUCUAUGAAUCCUGCCAACAACUCCAGACUUCAUUAAAAUCAGGUGCAUAAUUGGUUCAUUAGGCUUGUCUUCAGACUCUGGAAUGCAUUUGUGGGAAACACGGACGAGCUGAGACCUGCUUGAAAAUAAAAUGUAACUGUCAGACCCCUUAAUUGUUUGUGGUUAUUCGUCUUUUCAUCUGUGCAGUGUGCAUGACAAUGGAACACAUGUGGUGGAUCAUUUAAUCUGUUUCCCAUUACUGUGAUCAAGUUGUAUAUAGUUGUUUUUAUGAGAGUGGUAACAGAGUGCCGCUCCAUUCAGUGCUAAGGAUAUCCUCUAGCUCCCCCUGCAGGUUUAGUGUGGUUUCAUGUAUUCAGUAAACACUCAAGCAGUGGUUUCCAAACUCCCCGCCCCUUGUCCCCUUCUAUGCACCACUAUAAAAUUGCUGUGGGUCUUGGUGGACCACUUACUGAUGUUUUUGAAGCCCUAUACAGUGAGACCUCAGGUUACGAACUUAAUUAGUUCUGGAGGCCCGUUUUUAACCUGAAAUCGUUCUUAACCUGAGGCACGCUUUUGCUAAUGGGGCCUCCUGCUGCUGCCACCAGCACACAAUUUCUGUUCUCAUCAUAGGGCAAAGUAUUCAACCCAAGGUACUACUUCCAGGUUAGCGGAGUUUGUAACCUGAAGUGUUUGUAACCUGAAGCAUUUGUAACCCGAGGUACCACUGUAUAAUACAUUUUUUCAGAACUGAAAAGCCAUAAACAUGUGCCUGUACCAGGGAAUUUAGGGAAGUGGGUAACAAACCAAAUCAGCUAUCUCUGUACUAUUUGAGGAAUCAUCUCUGGGCCAUGCUACCUCCCAGGGGUAGCCAACAUGGUAGUUUCUAGAUGCUGUUGGACUGUAGCUCCCAUCAGCCCCAGCCAGCAAGAUCAAUGGCCAGGAACGAAGGGAGCUGUAGUCUACCAAUAUCUGGAAGGCUACCACUGAGCUACCCCUGUUGUGCACACCAGAACACAAUAGCUGUUGUCCUUAAGAAAGCCAGGGCGUUGGAGUGGUUAGAGUGUUGGACUAGGACCUGGGAGACUAGGGUUCAAACCCCCCACUCAGCCAUGAAGUGCAUCGGAUGACCUUAUGCCAAUCAUCAUCUCUCAGCCUAGCCUACCUCACAGGGCUGUUGUGAGGUUAAAUGGGGAGGGGAUAAUCAUGCAUGCUGCCUUGAGCACCUUGAGGCCUAAAUGUAAAAAUAAAUAAAUAAGAAUAAAAGGAAGGAUCCACAAAUGCAAGGCGCUAUAUAGAGCCUAAUGUCCCACAGAAGUGUUGAAAGCUCUAAACACUCCCCACCCCCAUCCCUUGUGUCUUGCAGGUGUUCCUUUCCCCAAGAACUUCCAGCAGGUCUGCACCAAGAUCCUCACCCGCCUCUUCAGAGUCUUUGUCCAUGUCUACAUCCACCAUUUUGACAGCAUCAUCAGCAUGGGUGCCGAAGCUCACGUCAACACCUGCUACAAGCACUUUUACUACUUUAUCAGCGAGUUCAGCUUGGUCGACCAAAGGGAAUUAGAGCCUCUGGUAAGAACAUAGGUACUGUUAUUAUGCACCCUGCUUCUGAUUGGCAGGAACACCUUUUGGAUGAGGGAAGAGCACUGGAGACUUAAAGUGUUCCAAAAACUCUUUAAGUUUGCACUGCAAACGACACGUUAGCGCUACUUUAGGUCGCCAGGAGGGCUGUCAGCAUCUCCAAGCUCUUACGGAGAUCACAUUCCAAAGGCUUGAAAGAGAUUCCCAGCCGUCAGGAGAUUGCCCUGUUGUUUUUAAAAACAAAGUUCAGAGCAGAGUGCUGGCCAGGCAACCUUAAGAAGAAUGCCAUAUGCGUAUGUGCAUCACAUCAACUAUUUCACACUAUAAACACAAUUUUUUCACUGUCUAGGAAUUAUUCUUAGAAGGCUCCAUUUAAGAAUCAGCUAGGAUGGAUGAACUGAUGAUGAUGAUUAGCAUUUUGAACUGUUUUUAAUGGUGUGUUUUAAUUGUUGUAACCUACCCUGAGACCUUAGGGUGAGAGUGGGUAAUAAAUGGUAAUAAAUAAAUAGUAUGCACAAGCCCCAUGAGUGCUACAACUGAAAUCCUGAUCUCUCUAAACUUUGGCAAUAUAGUCAAAAUUAGUCACUUCUUAACAGAUGAGAGAAUGGGUACAAUGUUUCACAUCCAUAAGAGCAGCUAUAUUUCAGCUGACCCUAAAAGGUAAUUAGAGAUCAGGAAGCUGAAGAGGCUGAAAAGAACAAACAAAAAAAAAAAUCAAUUCUAAUCCACUUCCCUCCUUCCUGCUGCUUCCCUUAAGACAUAAUAAGAGGAAGUUUCUCCCCAAUUGUCCUUGCAAAGUGACAAUAACUCCCAGUUAGUGUUGCUUGCUGGCCGUGUUUCCGAGUGUGAAUUUAUAUGCCUCUGACCUUGUACCGUCUUUUCCAACCAUAUAUUCUAGAAAGAAUAUAUGGAUUUAUCUUAAUUUCUUGUACUGGGAUAUUAUAACAUUCACAGCUGAUUCCCACUUUCAAAGUGAUCCACGUGCAGCAAGCAUGGUCUGUCUAACACAUUCACUAUGAAAUUGAUAGAAUCCUAGAAUUGUGGAGUUGGGAGGGACCACAAGAGUCAUCUAGUCCAACCCCCUGCAAUGCAGGAAGCUUUUGCCCAGUGUAGGGCUCAAACCCACAACCUUGAGAUUAAGAGUCUCAUGCUCUACCAGCUGUACACAAAAAAUCAUUUCCCCUCUGUCUUGAGUCAUGAUCAUAUUAUUAUGUAUUCUAGUGAGCAAGGAUACUGAAAUGUCCUCAACUAACAAGUAACCAUCCAAUAUGGUAUUGACAUGAAAUGUACUAUCAUCACUAAGUCAGGAAUGUAAACCAGAAUAAUAAACCAUGGUAGUGCAAACCAUGGUUUUCCUAACUAUGGUUUCAGGUGCUCUCUGAAUUGACAAACCUAUAGGCAUAGCUACGUUUCUAAAUGAUAUUGCAUCAUGGAGACAGAGCUUAUGGCCUCUUAUGACCUUGAGGAACCAUGCGAGCUUAUGAAUAAGAGGAAGAAAAGUGAAUCCUUGUUUUUAGCAUCAAACUUCACUGCAUUUCACAAAGGCAGAUGAAAGAUUUCCUUUUUUUGAAAACUGAAAUUCUUCCUGGCCCUGGUGGCUGUGGGUGAAAUGCUAGGUCAGCAUGAAAUGGAAGCACCACAUCCCAGAGGGUAGGUUAAACUUCAAGAGAUUGGAAGACUUCUGAAAUCUGGGCAUCAACCCGACUCCAUGUCUCUGCAGUCCUUUCCCCUCAAUAUCUCAUGUCAUGCAUUCUUUAAGGAAAGGGGAAAUAACAGAUGCAAUUCAGCUGGUAAUAACCUCAAAUUAUGUCAUCAUUUCUCCAUUUCACAGAAGCGAAAGUAGAGUUGAGAUAAAGUGACCUCUUCAAAUCUCUCUCUCUCUCUCUCUCUCUCUCUCUCUGUGUGUGUGCGUGUGUGUGUGUGUGUAUGUGUGUGUGUUUGUUUCAUGGCUAGAUUCUCCCCCAUCAAUUUACUGGCUUUGGAAUACUUUAAAUUAAACAUUGUGGGCUUCUUUUUCAGAACUGAGCCUCUAGAUAAUUUCCUUCAUUCUACUUGGUUGUAUAAAAUGAAUGGCUUUACUCUCUUGGCCUGAGACUAAUUUUAGAGAUGUGUCUCCUAAGGAAACAAUAAUUUGUUUUGCUAGGGUAAAACAGAUUUGUUGCAACAAGUAAUAACAUUGGCAAAGCCUUGGAUUAUUUCUGGGAAAGACAGGAGCUGCUGUGGGGACCUUCUCAGCAUAACGAAUGUUGUCUGAUAUAGAGAUGGGUCAUUGUUUGUGUCAGGAAGAAAAAUUAAAGGACUUAAACAAGCUGAUGUGGAGGUGGUACCCAGAAGGUAGGAGAAAGUGUGAACAAAAGGUGGGGAAAUUGGAAAUCUGAAGUGUGAUAAUAAAGGUAGAAAAUGAAGCAGCAUCAGAAGCAACUGAAUUUUCAGACUGGCUUUCAUUUUAAGCCAAGAAUAAAUUUAUUAUUAUUAUUAUUUGCUUAAAUAAUUAUUACUGGCUUAAAGUGAAAGCCAGUCUGGAAAUUCAGCUGCUUCUGUGUUUUUUUUUUAAAUGAUAUUUAUUAAGCAUUUUAAAAUUACAGAAAAAACAAAAAGACAAAGAAGAAAAAAAAACAAGGGAAAAACAAACAGCAAUCAAACAAUACAAAUCGAUAAAAAGCAAAAAGCAAAAGUAAACCACAAAAAUUUAAAAACAAAUCCAAUAUUCUCAAAUCCUUAACUGUCAUUACCUUAUUUCAUCGACCUCCUCACACCUCCCUUUUUUGUAUUCUAGUUAUUAAUUAUCACAGCAAAUCCUUUCCAUUUUUCAUAAUAUUCUGUCAUUAAAUUACCUUAAUCUAUUUUAACCUUAUCUUACAAUAAAAAACCCUAAAACUUAAAACUUAAAUCUUAUUUAUACCAAUUUCUCAUAACCAUAACAUAUUCUUGCAUAGUUCUUUUUAACAUUUCUGCUAAAGCCAAAUAAUUUCGUUCCAACAUUUUUCUAAUACUCAUUAAUUUUACAAAACAAUCCUAAAUAAUUUUUUUUUAAAACUUUCUUCCAAUCUUCAUCCAACGUCUCUUCCUCCUGGUCCUGGGUUUUGUCAGUCCUUUCUAUCCCAUCCAUCUAGUUCAUUAACCUGGUAAUCUUAUGUCCGAGGCCCUUAAGUCUCUUCCAUGUCCCUUCCGCAGAUCUUCUUCAUCUUUAUACCUGUACUUUACUUUGUCUCCUGGUCCUUUCACUCGUGGAAACUCCAACUUGACAGUAUUUUUGUCCCUUCUCGACAGAUCAGCCCCUUUUCCAUAGUCCACACUGAACUCCAUGUGGUAUUUAAAAGCAUGUUUCAAGGUCCCUCCAGAGUUGAGGACCCCCACAACCCCAAACUCCUCACGGCCCAUUGCCAGACUUGAAAAGUCAAGACAUCCCUGCAUAUGGGGGUCUAUCCAGCCUCCCAUCUCCAAACCAAAUAAAACUCUAUCUCUCCAAAUCUGGCUUUUUCCAAGUUCAUUUGUCAGAUCCAACAACUCAUGUUCCUGUUGGGCCACAGCUCCCUCCAUCUCUGCCACCCGAGGUCCAGCAACAACCUCCUCCCUCAUCUGAUCUGUCAGAGCACACUCCUGAGUUGAUUCCUGGGUGGGCUCUAUAUAGAUACCCACUACCUGUCCAAAAUUUCUAAUCGCAACAGUCAUCAAAUCCGUCUUCUCAUGUAACUGUUCCAAUAAAGCACUUGUCUUGCAGAAAGCACGCACCAGAGCCUCUGAAUACAUUGUUAUGCAAGGUCAGAAGUCUGUUCCCACGAUCUUAAUCUGUUUGCAGCUGCGAAGCUCCCCAGUUCAAAUUUAAUAACAGUUUCACAAGCUCCCUCUAGGGGAAGAACUUCUAUUUGUAUCAAUCUCUUUUCUUCUUCUUUUUUUAACAGCAGAUCUAACAACAAAGUUUCCUUUUUCAGAUAUUUUGUCAAUAUUUGUUCCUUUAAAAUGCGAAAGAGAACAAUGGAGUCACUAUGUUUCUCUUCUUUUAACUGUCUGUCAAAAACAUUUGUCUAUAGUCAAUGAACUUCCCAAAAAUGUUUGUCCUGACACCCCGCUCCCAGGCUCAAGACGGUGGAAAAUUACUUUUCUUUACACUCUCUUCUGCAGGUUUAAACAGUCCGGAAAAAGUCCCCCCUCUUCUCCUGCUUCCGAAGGGGGUUCAGUAGUUUUAGAUGAUGAAAGUUGAUGCUUUAAAAACGAUUUUCUAAACUCUAGUUUGCCAUGUCUUUGCUUUAAUCUAUCUACAAGAAACGGAAGGCUGACUUCCUGUUUAGACCUUCCCGCUUCAGUGCCAAAUUAAGAGGAAUUUCUUAAUCCAAUUUUCCGUUCUACUCACAGAUCAUUGUUUAAAGUCCAAUUGUCCAAAUUUGAUCUGCUCACGGGUAGUUGUUUUUGUAGCCAAAUUGUCCCAGGAAAAAGGUAGCGCUCUCCGGCAACGGCUGUGCGGCUUCGCUCCACGGAAAAAGCAGUUGACUCUCAGCACCGCGCCACUAGCCCCUCUUCGCUCCGGAGCCCGUAAUUGGGUUCCUUUACGAAUUGGGGGGGGCGCGAAAGGUGCCCGCCGAGUCCCAUGGUCACAGGCUUCAUCCGCCUGUGAUUUUUUAAAGGGUCCCCGCUUCGCCGUAGCGGAACAGACCCGUUUUCCGUGGAGCCAGUCCCUCCGGAUCAGAGGGAAUCCGCCAUUACCGAUGGCGCCACCCCGGAAGUCGAAAUUCAGCUGCUUCUGAGCCAAAGUAGAGAGGCAUGAUUUUUGCACACACACCCUGCCGGGCCUGCGCCCUUAGUUGGGGGCAAUCUAGCCAAUCCCUAGAUAUGCCCCUGCUUUCCUUGGCACAAAUCUGUUGCUUUUGUUUCAGAGAUUAUUUAGUCUUUGCCACACACACACACCUGCAUGUGUACACACUCACUCACACAUAUUCCUCACUAAAAAAUGAGUGGGAGAUGAAUACUUGCAAAUAAUAUACUUCAACUCAUUUUUUUUAAGUUUUCAGAUCUGUGGGUGGAAUGACUAGGCCGUGGGGGUGGGAAAUAUUGUUUUAACAGAAGUGUUAAGAGAUCUUGAUUGGAAAAGCAGAAACUCUCACUGUGUUCCCCAGGCAGACAGAAUCCUGGAAUUGACGUUUCUGUUUUUUUGUUAUUCUUCAGAACUUGAAGAUGGUCAUGAAUGUUUGGACUGCACAGGCAAAUGUUACAUAAUAGAACAUGUUUUCAGUUUUCAUUUAGCUUAAAACAAGAAUAACCCCACUAGCUAGAAUGGGACUAAUACAAACCAAGUGCAUUCAAGAUGUUAGCGACUUGUCUUUUCCAGCUUCUCAUGCUGUGGGCUUCUGCUUCCAGGGCUUAACCCUUUGUCCUCAGAUCGAAGCCUUCUUCAAUAGAAUCUAUUUGGCACCAGCUGACAUCGCCUCUUCGUAUGUGGUUGGUCAUCUCUCCACCCCUCCUGCUGCCCUUGCUAACUCUAUAGAUGGUCUGACAUAUUCUCAAAGUGUUGUAUCCAACACUACUGUUCCGCUCACCCAGCAGAAUUCUGUUUGUGCAGUUGAACUCCCCCCUCCUGUCCCCUGCAGCCCUAUGCACAUGCUCAAAAUCUGCACCAGAGAGUUGGGGGACCCGCCGGAGUGGGUCUUGUGGGAGCAUGGGGGAAACACUAUUGCGCAUGUGGACUUCUCCUUGUGCAGUGUCGAAUGCAACCCAAAGACUGUGAGGUUCAGAUUUGCUCAUUCCUACUUCCACCGGCAUUUGGAAUGUUUAUGACAACAAAGAAAAUGCCAGCUUAUGAGCAUGGCAGAAAACCCAGGAAACUGGUUUGUCAUGACCAUGGAUACCCCAGGAACAGGACUGAAACCUGGAGGUCUAAAAAGCAGUUCAGGGCUGUUGGCAAAAUGGCUUUCAAAGAGCCCCGCGCUGAGAUUUGGCUCUGCGAGCCUGUUCCCAACAUGAAACAGGCAUGCACAGCCAAACUGAGCAGGAUUUAACCCCUGUCCAUCAGCUGAUGAGCUGGAGUUAAAUCCUACUGCUUUGGCUGCAUGCAUGAUUUACCAGAAAGGGAAGAGAAUCAACUGCUACCAGCCUGCUAGCCACUGAGGUCACCCACUCUUGAAGUGAAAUCAGCUGAUUGGCAGGUGGGUGUGGUUUCUUUAAAAAUGACCUUACAAGCCAAAUUUGACCCCCUGUCAGGCCAAGAUUGGCCCACAGGUUGAAGGUUCCUCACUCCUGAUUUAGACAAGUGACUGAUCACGUGCCACAAUAAUGCAUUUAUAUUGCUGCCUCUAUUACUAUGGAUUUGCGUCUGGUGAAUUCACAUGAGCAGUUCACCUGGUGAUUAUCAGAUGAUAAGCUUUCAUUGAGUUGUGUAAGCUUUUCUUUCAAUACUGUACAGUUCAAAUAUCAUAAAGAGACUCUCUCCAUUGUCAUUCACAAAUGACGUUUCUUCCCAUGCUCCUUAGUCCUUUGCACAUAAAACACAUGGCUAUAUAAAUCCAGACUCAGGAGCUCUUUAUAUGUAAAUGUCACUCACUAGUUCAACCUCUUUUCUUCUUGCCAAGUGAUAUUUGAUAGGAUGUUGUUUUUAACUCCCUUUUACACAUAUUGUGCAUAUUUCCUUUUGUUACCUAUGCUUUCUUCAUGGUAUUAAAGGAAAACAGCGAAGAAGUCGAAAUUGGAUUCUUUUCAGACCCAACACAACCCUUUGUGGAUUAUCAGCUUCUGUUGACCCUUUUGGUUAUCACCAAGGCAACUCAAAGAGACACUGAAAUUCUGUCCUAUUUUUUGCUGUCCGUGUCUUGCUUCAGAAUCUUAUUUCUUUCAAACCUAAACGCUUUAGGCUGUUUUAAGUUGAAAUCAAUUUAGAAAUGUAAUAAUGUCUACCAAGAAAAAAAACCCACUGCAUUGUCUCAGAUUUCUUACAAAACGUUAAGAGUUUAUUGUGAAAUAAGUGAAGGGGGAUUUAUUUUAUUUUAUUUUUUAUGCAACAGAUUAAUCCAGAGUCUUGAGUCAUAUAUUUCCCCUGGAUUAACUGGCACAUUCAAUGAAAUAUUGCAAACAUCCAUCAGAUCAAACUAAUUUAAUUUAAUCAGUCUGGAAUAUUGUGCAUUGGUUGAAAUCAUGAAUUUAUUUAGGUGGUGAAGGGCAAGUCCCUUUCCCUCCUAUGUGCAGUAUGGGGAUACGAAAGGAACCCUUCUAUCAAAGGAACAGUCUGUUGGGGGAAGGGAACCUUUGCAUCUAAUUCAUGCUAUAUGCUGAAGCAGCAUAGGCUGUCCUUAACAGCAGUGUAUUGACUUCCCACCCUGGGACCCUGCAGUUGGCAAUAACUGCUGUCCAUUUAUCUUGAGUAUGGUAGCAGAGAAUGUGGUGGCAGAGCAGUUGCAGCAGUUCUUAAAGGGUAUGGACUCUCCGGGUUCAGCCGUGGUUUUGAGACUGAAUUAGCUUUGGCUAAUGGAUCACCUGCAUUGAGAAAAUGCAGAGCAGGAGUCAGUGAGUCUUCUCUUGCUUCUUACUCUGUUGGCAGCUUUUAAUACCGUUGAGCAAGGUAUCCUCCUAAGACAUGAUUUGUGGGUUGAGUAUCAGAGGCACUGUUUUAUACCAGUUAGAAAUUAGAAUAAUUCAGGGGUAUAAAAAUGUAAUAAAUAUACAUACAUACAUACAUACAUACAUACUGCACAGGGGAUUCUCAGUGGUAGGGGUGGUCAUCCACUGAUAAUGUUUAUAAACUGUUCACAUUUUGGAAUCCCCUCCCCAUCAAAACAUAUUUUGGGGAGAAGGCCUAGCUGUCUGACCAAUUAAAUAUUGUUUCAGUUUUUUUUGGGGGGGGGAUAUGUUGGGGGUGUGGGUUGGAGUAGGCUCCUGUAGGCAGCAAAGUGUGCCAGCAACCAUGUUUUUCAAAUGGACCCCUAGAAAGUUGGACUACAAAACAGAUUCUUUGUUUGGUUGUAGAAAUGCAGCAUAUUCAGAUAAAUUUUAAGACUUAUUGCCUGGAAGAUGGUAUAACAUCUGGCACAAAUUUUUUUUUGGUCCUAUCUGCUAUGAAAGCUAAAAUUACUGUGUAGAAUAAUAAAAGGAUAUAGCUAUUACUAUGCAUUAGUAGGCUAUUUUCCACUUUUGUAUGCAAUGAUUAAAUACCCUGGAUUAUAACACGGUAACAGAAAGCCUCUUGAUACCGUACCCAUUCUGCGUCACUGAUGGGAUGAGUGACUAGACCAUCCGUAAUCACUUUCAAAGGUCCCAACCCUAUGAGAGAUUCAAGGUCCUUUGUACACCAUGUUGAAUCAUACAGUUGUUUUCCUAAAGGUUUUGUGGACACAGACUUCUUCUUCAAAAAUAAUUACAUAUCUUUUCUUUUUCCCCUCACAGAAAGAAAUGACAGAAAGGAUUUGCCAUUAAGAUCAUUCGGGCAUCAUUUGAACGGACAUAUUGUCCUCAUGAGGGCCUUACACGGUGAUCUGAACGACUACUGCUGGGAAUAUGAGGAACUUUGUGUUCCAGGGACUGAAACGUUUGGAAAUAGUGGACCCCAGUACGUCCAGUAGACAUAUGGAUCCAAUAACAUUAUGUUCCUGUCUCUUGUACUCUGCCCUAGUGGCUGUAGCUGUGUGUCAUUUUGGUUUCAUUUUGUCCUCCAGGGACCCACCUCCUCCUAAGUUGUUUCACACUUUUUUGAAGCGCAAAGGGGGAAAUAACCUGAGAAUUCCUCCACCGAGACCUGAAGAAAAAUGAUGAAUGUAUUCCACACAGAAGACUACGUUCAUCCCCUUUAGUCUAUCAAAGUGAAGAAAGUUCACAAGCAACAUGCCGUGCCUUGUACUGGAUUGGGGGGGAAAUGGUUCACUAUCACCCUACCCUCCUCCAUUAUUAUUUUUAAUGAGCUACUGAUUAUUCCUCUCUCUAUAUGCUUUCAUCAGGAGAACCAGAGAUGCUGGGAAGAUACCAGACCACUAGGAAUGCUGGAUUGGAAGAACAUUUUCCCCCAGUAAGAUGUCAUUUGUAGAAAAUAUUAGUAUUAGAACUGAGUGGAAUGAAACAACAAUUUGCUUCAGUUUUUCCUCAGCUUACAGAGCAUCCACACAACAGCCGACAUGCAAACAUUUGCAGUCCAGUACAUCAAAAACAGAAGGCAGGAGCAUCCCAGUAAGGUGCCAGCAGAACACAUCUCUUCAGGUUGCACAAGUAAAUGAGCCAAUGUGUGUGCUGAGGGGGACAUACAAGCCCUACAAAGACUGAUACCAAUCCCAGAAAUGGAAUCAGUGCCAUAAAACAAUCAACAGUUGCUAAAGAGAAUUGAAGUUAUGGAGCAUGGAGCAUGCAGAUCAUGUACUUUUGAGGAACUUUGAUGCAUUUUUUUAAAGUAUAGAAAAUACAGACGCUUUAGAAGGAGUCAAAUUAAUGGUUCCUCUAGCCCAAGACUCCCUACCCCAGCUAUUCCCUACUCGACAGCUAUUUACGAUACUUUAGCUGCAACCCUAAACACACUUUCUAGAAGAUAGCCCGCCUUGAACACAGGGGGCAUUAUUUCUGAAUAAGCAUGUAUAGAGCUGUGCUAUUUAACUGGAGGUGCCAAGAAUUGAACCUGGGAUUUUCCUACAUUCAGAAUGUGUGGUCUACCACUGAGCCAUGAGUCUUCCUUCCCCAUAAAACCCAGUGAUCAUUUCCCCAUUGACUGUGACUCUCUUCUUUUGAGAAGGGAGGGAACAAUAUUUUUUCUUCACUUUUUUCCUUAAGUGACCUGAGCCACAUACAUCGAUGAGUUGUAUUAGUUAAGAUUUUAUACUUUCUACAACAAUAUUUAUAUCUUGGGUUGUCCUACUUUUUCUGUCAGUUAAGUUUAAAUAUUAAAAUUGCACAGAUUUUUUUUUUAAACUGACAGCACUUAUUGUGACAUUUAAAAUCCUUAUGCUAUAUUUUCUCCAGGUAAGCAAGCAGAUAAAGAAAAUCAUUACUUAUUUGUGUCAUGAAAAACCUGUAUCUUAUAUGCGUCUUCUCCCAAUAAGAAAAGAAAGGGAAGCAAGGAGAUAAAGACCAAUGCAUACCAGUGCUACCACAAUAAUUUCUGCUAAGAAAAGAAAAACUAAAGUGUUAGAUGUUCUUAUUCAUAGUUCUUUGGUAUUUUCCCUGGCUUAAAUUUUUUCAACAGCUUCACCACCCAAAGGUCAUUGUCAACUUUUCUGUCGACCGCAUUCCAUCCUUCGUUCUUUGAUGAGAGCGUUGAGAUGCUUAAAAAUAUUUGUGCUGAAACUGACAUAACCCAAUUGGCCUAGUGAUAAUGUGGUUUGAGUUAUUUGUUGUGCAACCCUUCAACAUGCUUUCAGCAGACAUGUUCUGAAGCAAUCAUACAUUUUCUGUUCUCUAGGGAUUCACUGAUCCUCGCUACGGAUUCUUGAUAAGCCACCCAAAAUGGCAUCGUGGGUUUCUCUUGACAGUGUCAUUUUCCAUAGACAAAGAAUGGUUAUUCUUUUUCAGCUGAAGGUGUUAUUGGCAUGAAGGCAUUACUGGAAAUCAGCCACUUCACCAAGGGCCACAAGACAGUGGAGGGUAUGCCAAACAUAUAUUACGCGUGUAUGCAUGUGCCCUCACCACACAUACAGAACAUAUUUAGAUUACAAAGAAAUACACUCACCAGGCACCAUUCACUUUCUCUCUCAAAUGCUGAGAAAGGUAUUUCAGUAAGACAGAACUUACCACCACCACCACCACCAACUGCAGCACAGUGGUGAGGAGGGGGACACUAUCUUUUUCACUACAGCAAAAAGUGAGAUGCUUUCCAACGGUGCCUCUUCCUGACCUUUCAAAGGCACCUCUUCUUCCUCUUGCAUGCCUAGCAUAUGGUUGCUCAGGAAACAGGAAGGACCACUCCUUUGGAAGAUACCCACUUGGCUGGGGCAUUAGUGGGCAAUUUGAGGGCACUUGGCAGGUCUGAGCCAGCCUAUAGGCUGUGGACUUGCCACACCUGUUGAAAUCUGAGUUGAUCAGUGGUUUGUUUCAAACAGGGAAAUGGUUAAUACAGAGUUUGCUGCAACACAUACACAACCCACCAACUCUUCUCCCAAUUAACAGAUACUUAUUACAGGAAGAGGACAUGGGUGGCACUGUGGUCUAAACCAUAGAGCCUAGGGCUUGCUGAUCAGAAGGUAGGCGGUUCAAAUCCCCGCAAUGGGGUGAGCUCCUGUUACUCGGUCCCUGCUCCUGCAAACCUAGCAGUUCGAAAGCACAUCAAAGUGAAGUAGAUAAAUAGGUACCACAUGACCUGGAAGCUGUACGCCAGCUCCCUUGGCCAGUAAAGUGAGAUGAGUGCCACAACCCCAAAGUCGUCUGCGACUGGACCUAACGGUCAGGGUUCCCUUUACCUUUAUUACAGGAAGAGAAUCACUCUCGCAUGCUUACUCUUUCUCUAGUAAGGUCACAAAAUAAAUAUGAAAUGAAACAAAAAAAGCUCCUCAAAGUAGAAAACACUCCAUGUUGCUUCUCUGACCUUCAGAGAAACAGCUCUGAGCAUUCCCAGAACUAGCACAUGGUUCUGAUUGUCUGAUGUUUUGAAACAGUCCUGACUCUUCCCAUACCUGCUAUAGUAGCUGUGCUGGACAGGCCUCCUAAGAACAGCUUUCUGGCAGCCCAGUCAGUCAUAUGGGUUUUUCUGCUUAGAGACACAUGGAAGGAACCUCUGUGUCAUAUUUGUCAUAAUCUGUCAUACUUUGGGAUUAGGAUUAGCUGUGAAGAGAGCUGAUUGACCAGAGAACAGUAGAUGGAUAGAAAUGUUUGCAGAACUUCUCUGAGCUCAAAUAGAAUUAUAAAAUGUGUGUGGCACAAUAAAUAGUGUGUAGCUUUGAGAUUUUGUGGGGGGUUUUAAAAAACAUUUCUUGUCAUUCUUCUUGGGAAGGCUAUGCCCUAGUGGACCAGCCUCCACUGCUUGUAUCUGCCCUGUUGUUUCUUGUGGAAUAGUGUGGUUUGAUGUGUUUUCCCCAAAACCACAUUCAAUCCAAGUUAUGGAAAAGAAUGACCUAACUGCAUUUUAAGCCAGCAAUGUGUAGACAACAACAGUGUUGUGCAGGUGUGUUUUACAGAACCCUGACUUUAACCGUUAGUGUUUUAUGACCUAGUUACAGCAAUCCAAAGGUAUUCACAUUGGAUGAACUAAACUACUAGACCUGGGUGUUGCUGUAGGAGGACAAUUCUGAUUCAUUAUAAACAAGCUAUAUUACCUGACUUCCUGGUUUUUCCAGCUCUACCAUUCCAUAAGUCUGUUUAUCAAUGUCAGUGAGAGAAAGCGAAAUGCUUUUUUUGAAAACGUAUCAUACUUUCCCUUGGUACAGACAUGUUUCAGCAUAAUUGACUCAGUCCUUAACUCAAAAUGUGUCAUCCUAAAUUGCAUUGGACGUCUAUGGUUAUAUUGAUUGGGAACCAUUUUUCCCUCUUCAUGUUCUGUGCCUUCCCACUGAGACUUUGUUUAUGAGGCUUGGAUGCUGAUACGAUCAUUUUUCUUGCACCAUUUAUCAGCAACUACAGAUAAUAUAGUGUUAUUAAUUUCUGUGUGUAUCUUGACAGAAGUGCUUUGAUGCAAAGGGGAAAGCUGACAUGUAGAUUUUAAGCAAGGAAGCUUCUAUUUGAGCAACUGGAAAAGUUCUGACUUGGUUUGUAGGUCUCCACAGAAACAUCACCCACACACCCUGACCACAACUACAAUUCCCAUUAUCCCUGUCACUUGGGUAUGCUGUCUGGGAUUGAUGGGAGUCAGACCCCCAGCAACAUUUGGAGAACCACAGGCUCCCUAUCCCUGCAGCAGGUAGCAUGAAUAGAAGAUAAAAAGAAUCUGCUUGUAGAUUGCUGGAUGAUUUGAAGUAGAUGAGCAAGGGAUCUGGACUCCCAGUAGUCUAGUAACAGCAGCAACAAAAGACUCUUUAGCCUGCAGUGUAGGCUGUUAGACUCUCCUAUCUAUAGCAACUCAGAUGUAGGCCGUUCCAGUGUUUGUCUCAUGAAAGUAAUUGGCUCUAGCCUCUACGCUACCAUUUUCCAGGUGACCCCACUCCCUAUUUUGUGAUGGGUGACUCUCCCAUUAGUAGACUUUGUGGUUCUUGGAAAAAACCAAAGUAGAAUCCCCAAAGCCUGAAAUCUGCCCACACCUAGCCUAUAUGAUUCCUUGAGUCUCUCUCAUUCUGUGACACCAGCAGAACUUAUUUGGGACUAUACAUUAUAUAACAUAUACAUAACCAUAUAUUUCUACUUUUGUCCCAAUAAAUUCCUGUGUCUGAG
Molecule: messenger RNA, 31122 nt
Organism: Podarcis lilfordi (Lilford's wall lizard)
Lineage: Eukaryota; Metazoa; Chordata; Lepidosauria; Squamata; Lacertidae
Source: the annotation of a GenBank genome assembly